CUCUUUUGUUGUCUUUACUGAUAUCUUUUUUUAUUAUUUCCACCGAUAAAACAUAGACUUUUUUACAAGAUGAUGCUUUACAAGUUAGUUGUUCUUGGUGAUGGUGGUGUUGGUAAAACUGCCUUGACCAUUCAACUGUGUCUUAAUCAUUUUACAUACGACCCAACCAUUGAAGACUCAUAUCGCAAGCAAGUCGUUAUUGAUGAUCAACCAUGUGUUCUCGAAGUAUUAGAUACUGCUGGUCAAGAAGAAUAUACUGCAUUAAGAGAUCAAUGGAUCAGAGACGGCGAAGGAUUUUUACUUGUCUACUCAAUCGCAUCUCGAUCAACGUUUGAACGUAUCGAACGUUUCCGCAACCAAAUUUUUAGAGUUAAAGAUGUUGAAAAUGUACCCAUGAUGUUGGUUGGUAACAAGUGUGACAAAGUAACUGAAAGAGAAGUGACUAGAGAAGAAGGUAUUGCUAUGGCUAAACAAUUGGCAUGUGAUUUCAUUGAAACCUCUGCAAAGACCUGCGUUAAUGUCGAAAGGUCAUUUUAUCAAGUUGUCAAGGCAAUUAGAGCCCAAAGAGAAGGCUUGAACCCUGGUGGAUCAAAAGGAAAGAGUAAGAAGGAGAAGAAGAAGAACUGCUUGAUUUUGUAA
Messenger RNA from Rhizopus microsporus ATCC 52813, 639 nucleotides. RefSeq names its product small G-protein Ras2. Gene Ontology annotation, biological process: signal transduction. The coding region runs from base 70 to 639 and encodes 189 amino acids. The record is from RefSeq and is a predicted model, not a curated record. Gene Ontology annotation, cellular component: plasma membrane. The transcript is spliced from 5 exons. NCBI's taxonomy places the organism in Eukaryota, Fungi, Mucoromycota, Mucoromycetes, Mucorales, Rhizopodaceae. Gene Ontology annotation, molecular function: GTP binding; GTPase activity; GDP binding.